This is a messenger RNA of Monoraphidium neglectum, 3336 nucleotides long. RefSeq lists its product as hypothetical. The record is from RefSeq and is a predicted model, not a curated record. Lineage: Eukaryota; Viridiplantae; Chlorophyta; Chlorophyceae; Sphaeropleales; Selenastraceae. Bases 1 to 3336 code for a protein of 1111 amino acids. Gene Ontology annotation, biological process: pseudouridine synthesis. The transcript has 11 exons. Gene Ontology annotation, molecular function: RNA binding; pseudouridine synthase activity.
AUGGACGUCCACAUGCGCCCCUGCCCCGGGCGCGUUGGUCCCCCUUCUGCCGUGGCCUCGUGGCUCGGGACCCUUCAGGAGCGCUUCUCGCCGCGGCAGCCUGACUCGCUGGCACCAACCGCGCCUGCCGAGCCGCAGCGCAAAGCCCGCAUCCUUGCACCGCCAAGGCCCUCGACGCUGCCGCCCGAGGAGCCCAGCGUUACCACCGACGCGGCCGCGUCAAUCGCCGCGGCAGAGCCUGAGCUCAUCCACCAGCGCCUGGGUGUGCGGCAGGAGCGGUACGCCCCGCCGCGGGUGCUGCAUCCAAUGGCGAGCCAGCUGGUGGGCCUGCUCUUCACGCUGCUGGGGCCGCCCGUGUUCACGCCCACCGUGCCGGGUGUGCGGCAUCCAGGCACCGAGGGCAAGUACGAGCUGCUGCGCCUGCUGUGGCAGCGCGCAGAGCGGCAGUUCAGGGAGGGCAACAUUGGCAGCGCCCAGCAGCAGCAGCAGCAGCAGCAGCAGCAGCCAGAAGAGCAGUGGCUCGGUGCUGAGGGGCGGAUUCUGGACGGCCUGCCGGCAGUCGAGGAGGACGCGCCCGCCGACGCAGAGGAGGCGGACUGGCUGCGGCGCGAGGCGGCGGCGGCGGCCGCAAUGACCGCCCACCUGCGGGAGAGCCUGCGAAAGGUGCUGGAUGACCCCUUGGUGCCUCAAAAGGCGCGUGACGUCGCCGUCGCUCGCCUGCGCGACCGCGAGGCCACCGUGGCGCGCGGCCUGCGCGCCUGGUUUGACGAGUGUGCCGCACGGCCCGAGUUUGGCGCGGUCGUGCUGCCGCUGCUGCGGCUGGUGGUAGGAGCGCUGGAGGGGGCCGGGCUGGAGGCGGCAGCCGACGUGCGUGGCAGUGGCGGCAGUGCGGCCAAUGGUGAGGCGAUGGAGGCACGCACCCUCGCGCUGGUGGAGGCGCAGCUGCCGGCCGGAUGGAGCCUGCUUUCAAAGGGCCACGUCGUGGCGCUGGACGGGCGGCACCCCGGGCAUGCGGCCCGGUGCAAGUGGGAGGUGGACGUGGUGGCACUGGACGACAGCGGCACUGCAGUGGCGCUGUUCGAGGCCAAGCUAGCCAACGCCAACCCCCUGAUGACGCUGCUGACUGAUGUGGAGCGCUGCAUCGCCCUGGUGGACCAGCUGGCCGCAUGCAAGACAGUCACGCUGCGCAUACAGGACGACAGCAGCAGCAACGGCGGCGGCGGCGGCGGCGGCGGCGGCGGCGGCGGCGACGGCGGUGACGGCGGCGAUGGCGGCGAAGACACGAGCGACGAGGCCGAGGGAAGCGGCGAGGGGAACGGGGAAGGCGAGGCAAAGGCCGAAGGCGCCGGCACGGCUGCGCCCGAGCCAGGCCUGUACAGCGGCGUCAAGGACGCGCGCCGGCUGCGCAAGCAGCGGCGCCAGGCGGACGUGAAGCUGCGCAAGGCGUGGCGCGACGUGGUGGUACCGGUGGACCCGGGGCUGAUGCCGAUCUACGUCAUAGGGCGGCCCCUGAAGCCCAAGGACCUGGCGCGGGGGCUGUCGUCUUGCGCCAGCGCGGAGGCGCUGAAGCUCGCGGCCCGCGACCCCAGGGCGCUCGUCGCCGGCCUGCUUGCCGCAGAGGCGGCCGAGCGCGACGCCGCCGCAGCCGCGACGGCUGUUGAGGGCGGGGAGGGCUGGGCGCCUGCGGUGCCGGCGUCUCCGCGAUCGGAGGCGUCGUCAGCGGCAGGCAGCUUCGGCAGCUUGCUGAGCGUUGGCAGCGGCGCAAGCAGCGGCAGCGGCAGUGCGCUGGGCGCGUUCCCUGACGACGCCCCGCGGCUGCCACUGAUGCUGCCCGAGGACUGGAGGGCGGCCAUCAGCGACGUGGUGCUGUCGCGGCUCGACCUGUUGGUGAACCGGGUCACCCUGCUGGCCAUUGACGACGGUCGGCGGGCGGCGGCGGCGCAAGCGGGCGGCGGCGGCGCCCGAACCAGCCAUUGCGCAGCAGUGGCGGCGGCCGUGCAGCUGAACAAGCAGCAGCGGCGGCGCAAACGCCUGGCGUGCUGGGCGGCGGCGCCAGAUUUUGAGCCCCUGGUCGGCAAGCGGGAGCGCGUUCGGCAGCCGCAAGACCCUGGAGAUUCAACGCCCAACUUCAGGAAGGAGCAGCGGCUGGCCAAGGUCAUGGCGUCAGCUGGUGUGGCGUCCCGCCGCAGGUGUGAGGAGCUGAUUGAGGAGGGCCGCGUCGCAGUCAACGGGCAGGUUGUGUCAGUGCAGGGCUUCAAGGUCUUGCCGGCCAGGGAUCGCGUCACAGUGGACGGCCGCGAAGUUCGCAUCGCGGCGCUGGCGGCGGCGCCGGGACGCGCGGCAGCUGGCGGCAGCGGCGGCAGCGGCGGAGGCGGCGGCGUUCACGAGCUGUGCUAUUUUCUGGUGCACAAGCCGGUGGGGUUUAUCUGCAGCAACGUGAGCAGCCGUCCAGGGCAGCGCGUGGUGGACCUGCUGGGGCCGUGGCUGGAGCGCUGGCGGGGGCGGCAGAGGGACCCGGCCCUGCUCCCGCCGCGGCUGUUCACCUCGGGCCGCCUGGACGUGGCCACGAGUGGGCUGGUGCUGGUCACGAACGACGGCGUGUGGGCCAACCGCGUCAUACAUCCCUCUGCGGGCCUCACCAAGGCGCGCGUGCACGCCUUUCUUGGGGGUCGGGACGUGCCAGGACUGGUACUGCUCACUUCCCUGCGCCGACAGGCGCUUGGGCGCCGCUGCUUUGCUGCUACUCGCCUGAUGCCCGUGUGUCGCGGCUGCCUACUCUUCGUUGUUGUUGGCGGCAAUGCACUAGCGGCACCUGGGGGUAUCAAGGGGCUGGGGAGCAAGGAGUACCUGGCAACCGUGGCGGCGCCCCCAUCGCAGUUCCAGCUGGAGCAGCUGCGUGACGGCGCCUUUGUGGAGGGAGUGCUGUGCGUACCACAGCUCGUCGAAUCGGUGGCCGCGGACGAACCCGCGGCAGCAGUGGCAGCGGCAGCGGCGGCAGGCAGGCGCCGCCAGCCGCGGGUCGGGGAUGCAGGCGGGGACGGAGGGGCCGAGCGAGGAGGGGCGGCGGGCGAGCGGCCUGGCGGAGGGUGGGCCGGCCGCGAUGGCGCUGUCGGCGGUGGUGGUGGCAGUGUGCUGCGCAUCGUGGUGUCAGAGGGCAAGAAGCACGAGGUGCGCGUGCUGGUGGCGUCGGCGGGCCUGGAGCUGCUAUCGCUGCACCGCACGCGCAUCGGCGGCCUGGACCUGCCACCUGAUUUGGCCCCUGGCCGGUACAUGGAGCUGCGGCCGGGCCAGGCGGAGGGUGUCUUGCACGACACCUUUGAGGCACGCAAGCAGUGA